AUGGCGCCCAAGAAACCCCGGCCGCCUGCCCUCCCCGCAUUCUCCAUCACCACUCUCGCCCCCCUCUUCCCCGUCCACUACCUCAUCUUCCGCGAACUCCUCCACCUCGCGCCCACAAAGUACAUGCUCCUCUCCAAAGCGCACAACUCCCACGCAAAAGACCAAUGCCUUGCGUCUUUGCUGCCGUUGUACUAUGCCCGGUCUAUCCGGUUUGACGACCUGCGGACGUGGGUCGGCUUUUCCCUCGAUUUCGGAUGGGUAUAUAUCCAGCACAGGAGACGGCGAAUACCGGGAGACUACUUUGCCUCCCAGCGCCACCCCAUUAAGCUGUUCCGACACGUCCGGCAGAUCGAAAUCUCCCUCUUACCCUUUGCCACCAUCGCCUCCAUCACCGAAGAGCUCGCGCGGGAGAAAAAGUAUCCCCGCAAAGAUCUGGGGAAUACACUCGCGAUGGACCAGGAGAUUGGCAGCGAUUUUGAAGAACUCGUCAUUCACGUCGACCGGCCGUUUACGAAGAAUGAAAACCUGCGCUUGUAUAGCUUUGGGCAAUUGGUCUCAAACGAAGUUUUUACACGGCAAAAGAGGACCACGAUCUGCGUCCAUUUACCAGCAAAAGAUGGUCCUUCCCUAGCCGACCUCCGCUCGCGCCUGCCCCUCAUCCUGAAUCGAAACAUGAAUUACCCAUGUCACAGAGUCGUCAUUCACCCCACCAACCCCGCCGAGCCAUUCCUUUUCGACGAAGCGACUGAGAUAGUCGCAAAGUACCUCGCAGGGCGCGCACGCUUGCGGGCUGCGGGUGCAGGGACGGAGCCGAGGUUUCCCAGGCCGGGCGUGGAGAUUCAUGUACCGCAGGCCGAUGCCCUCAAGGAUGCGGCGUUUGGAUGGCUUGAGAAGGAGUUGCCGGGGGAUAAGCAUGAUGUGGAUCAGAAGGAGAUGGAGAAGGUGUUUAAUUUUGUGAAGCUGGAUCCUGCGAUGACCGCGGGGGGUGGUCAUUGCAUUUGA
This is a messenger RNA of Cryptococcus wingfieldii CBS 7118, 1002 nucleotides long. RefSeq lists its product as hypothetical. The transcript is spliced from 2 exons. The record is from RefSeq and is a predicted model, not a curated record. Lineage: Eukaryota; Fungi; Basidiomycota; Tremellomycetes; Tremellales; Cryptococcaceae. The coding region runs from base 1 to 1002 and encodes 333 amino acids.